AUGGGACCCGAAAAUUCACGUUUUGUGCUGAACACGCUUCUCCAACCUUUUUGUGAGAUGACUCUGAACUGUUACGAGAUAAAAGUAAAUAAAAACUGUGACGUCUGACUCCUAUAGUUCAUUCAUCCUAACUUCCAGUAAAGUUUUGAAUUUCAGAUGCAGGCCUUCUCACCAAGGAAGUCCUUGAGGUUGGGGAAGAGACGUACCAGUACAUCGAAUACAUCAAAGGUUUGAGAGAGAUUCGGAUGGAUCGAUGGCUUUUUGCCUUUCAAACAUGGAAUCGCUCAGUUCAUUAAUCUUUACCACCGACUGAAGUCUCGACAGGAGAUCAGUUGAAAUGGGGAGACAAGUGGAAUACACGAUUCAGUUUGAUGAUGAGAACAAAAAGGUAUAACUUUUGAGUUUUUCUGCAAACUGGCUAUUCUUUAUAAACCCUGAUCACGGUUUUAGGAAGUCUCAUUUUGCAAAAAUAUCUCCGAGAGGGCUCAAGAGGAUAAUAGGUUAUUUCGUUUUGAGUUUUAAUAGCUUUGUUUUCAAUUUGGAAGCUUCCUUUCUCCAAAAUUAGAAAUGAUAGGUUGAGACUUUGGUACUAUCAAGGAGUUGCGAUUCACGAAGAUUUUCGACUGGGAAGUGAAAAUGACCUUCCUUUCAAGGUACGUGUUUCUUGUCGCGCGGAAGAGCUCUGAGUCGGCUUUCGGCUGAAGAAGAGGUGAACGCGCUUGUCAAGACAACCAACAGGUGUCUUUGGCGUCCCGAGUUCGGGAUUUCCUACAUGAUUGAGGCACUCCCGGCUCUUACGGCGGUUUGAUUGUUCCUUCAUGCGCGAUGUAGUUUUUCACAUUUCAGGCCUCAUCGCUUGCUUCAACGUCGUCGAAGCGAACAUGAAGAUGCGUAGAAAGAAGUGCAGCGGCUACUGAAGAAGGUUACCGAGAAGAAUCUCAAGACCAAGUUUUUAAAGUAAAAUAUUGUGUUUGAUUCAACUUCCUCAGUUAAUCUUUCUUCAAAAGACGAACAAAUGGAAUGCUUGUAGAAAAAUUCUAAUUGUUGGCAUUGAAAUUUUUGGAAAAUUUCUUUAAUGACGAACGCAUUGAAUAUUAUUCUGCAACCUUUUAUAUUUAAAAUUCACUGUACCGGUGAGUUUUGAGUUUUGAAAAGAAAGAAAAGAGGACAAUUUGGUGCCGUUAUUAUAUAUUGGUUUCUGGACAACAAAAGGCGUCUUUAAGUGUUUACAAAUUGCAGAGAGUCGAUUUUGUCGAUUUCCUUCCCAUCAUUAGGAGCAUCGGACUUCACAUCGCCGUCUUUCAAACCAAAUCCGGAGAGCAACGAGUCGGCUGGAAGCAUUUUCUGGCCAGAGCAGGCUGUCUUUUUAGGUCACCCAAGGUGAAUUAAUUCACAAAAAAAAAACCUAAUUUCGAGUUUAAGAUUCAAAAACUUGACGAAAAACAUCCGAGGCCGUCGAGGGAGCAAGGUCGCAAUCAAUGUACCAAUUUUUAAAGAUACCAACACGCCAAACCCUUAUGUUGUAAGUGACUUCAAUUCUCUGAUUCUCAGCUGAAUUCAAAAGUUUUGAUUUUAAUUGCGUAUUUUUCCAUUAGAGAUUUGUGUUCACUGAAAAUUGGAUAAAAAUAAAUUGUCACUUUUCUCUCGAAAGUGUUUUCUCUCUGAUAACUAUAUCCGAGUCAGUCAAGUUUUCGUGAAGAUUUUAUCAGUGUACGGAAAGAGCUGCAGGGACUCACAAGACAGUCGCCAAACCGGAUCACAUUUACAUGGACCCAUAGAGGUUUCGGCAUGGGAUGCUGUCACUGUUUGCAGGCGUCUUUUCCAAUAAAAAUUUUGAAGUAAUAAAUACACGGUUUGUUUUCGAUUUAGAGCUGAAAUAUUUGAAAAGGAGAAAGUUUUUCAUUAGAAAAGCAUGAAAUGAAUCGUCUGCUUUUUAAUAUUAACAGUUAAAUGAACUACAAAAUGCAGCGUGCUUAUUUGUGAAAGAACAACCCUAAUAGUAAUGCCAGUUUCAGACUAUCCAUCGUUCAAAGUGAGUUUUCUAUAAAUUUGCCCAGAAACUUCGGAAGAAGUUUGGGUUUACGAAAUUUCUAACUUUCCGUUUAGCACAGAGUCAAGCUUGCGACCAAUACACGGAACUUUUGAGAAUCGUAUUCCUAAAAAUUAAAGUACGUUGAGGUAGCAACUAUGACGAGACUUAAUGCCAAACUUUCAAAUAGUUCGGACCAGAUUAUCUCAAAGCAAGUUCACAAAGUUGACACUAAAAUAAUCUCUCUUGUUAGUUUGCUAGAGCGCACUUUGGAAGGGUUUGAAAACAACUCCAAUAGAAGAUUUUCUGAUGUUCUCUUGAUGCUGAAUUUGCUACUCAGGACUAUUAGGAAAACUUGCUACUCAGGGAUUUUAUUGAUAUAAAUUUGUAACUCGGAUUUUUGGCAGGUGACCUUCCAAGCUGUCGAAGUGUGAACGAGGCUCGAUGGCUCUACGACCAGCUCACUCAAUCACUCCGAUCCUGCUGGCUCUUCUGCCGCGACGCCGAUUUUCCGUCGAAAUUAUCGGAUGUUGACUCGCGAUGGACAUCAUCAGUGCAGUAAGGACCGUGAGUGAAGAGGUUUCUUCUAAUUUCGGGCUGUAGAGUGUCGACGACCGAACUCCAGAAGAACGGGACUGGUUCGCUUAAAACUCAAAUGGACAAUCUCAAACGCGUUCAGUUUGUUCUUCUGUCGUUUUAAAAUUUGAUAUUUAGUCGAAAGAGCUUUUUGUCAUUUUUCGAUUGAUUUGAUGAAACCCAUCUAACCAAGUAUUAAAAAGAAACAUGUCUUAAUUUUUGGUAGUAGAGAAUUUUUACGCGGAACUUUUACGGAAGAGUUAUUUUACUAUGUGAUAGAUAAUUUUACUGAAAAUAUGAGAGUUUUUGAUGCAACAGUAGGUAAUUAAUUUACUUUAACUUCCUGUUUUCGAUAAAACCAUCAAGUCCCUCAUAAAGCCAUAGUUUUGACUUCAUCCAUUGUUACUUGAAAUAGAGGAAGUUUGGCUGAUUACGGUUUUUCAGACCUUAAGAAAAUUUCAAGGUUUUUAUUAAAACAACAGGAACUUUGGAAAAUAAGCCUUGAAAAGAGCUGGCCUUCGAAACCCUUACUCAAACGUUACAAGUCUAAAAAGAUUACUGAAGAGAUCAUUUAUUUGUAGAGGUACGACAGUACGGACUGCUAUAUUUAUCCCUGCUCCGUGGGUUACAACGACAUCCCGCUGCAGUACGAUGAAGGCCUCUAUAAGCAGAUGCUGGACGGCGGAAUCGACAGGCCGACUCAUGAAAACCACAUCGCCCACGCGCAUGUUCAUCCGUGA
Molecule: messenger RNA, 3345 nt
Organism: Caenorhabditis auriculariae
Lineage: Eukaryota; Metazoa; Nematoda; Chromadorea; Rhabditida; Rhabditidae
Source: the annotation of a GenBank genome assembly